GCCCCUUGAACUUGGUUCGACAGAGUAGAGCAACCCGCCGCCAGGUCCAUACAUUUGGUGGCCGUUCAAAGAUGAAGGUGGUCCAUCUGGCCUGUUUUGUGGUGCUCUUCUUUGCUUUGGAAAUAUGGAGCAUUGAGUUCAUUGUUGAAGAAAACACAGAGGAUCUGGACAAGUUGUUUGACUGGGAGGUGGAUGGAAUUGUUUCAAGAUCCGUGCUGCGAAAGGGCAGGUUCCAGAGAAGCACAUCCAAUGGUGACGACUCAGGAGAAUCGGUAGCUGGUGAUGACAACAUAGUCCUCCAUAGCUAUAAAGUCAAGACCACCAUUACAUCCCGUCUGGCCAAUACCAUGGUCCAGACCAAAGUGGAAAACAGAGCCAAACAUUCCCAGAACCUGGUCUUUGAUGUCCAGAUCCCGAAAGGGGCUUUCAUCCACAACUUUACCAUGAACGUCAAUGGGAUCACGUUCACUAGUUCAGUGAAGGAAAAAUCUGCAGCCAGAAGUCAGUAUGCUCAGGCCAGAGCCAAAGGCAAAGCUGCUGGGAUAUUACGGAGCAAUGCCCUUGACAUGGAAAACUUCAAAGCUGAACUCAAUGUCCCAGGAGGAACCAAAGUCCAGUUUGAAAUUCAUUACCAAGAGCCAAUCCGAAGGAAACUCUCAACCUACGAGCACAUUAUCCCUGUGCAACCAGGCAGGCUGGCCAAGCACUUGGAGGUGGACAUUCACAUUAUUGAGCCUCAGGGUCUCAGUUUCGUCCAUGUUCCCCAAUUGCCUGGUGAAGAGGUUGUGGGUGUUCCUACCAUCACCAAAGGAGAGAAGAAGGCUCAUGUGUCCUUCAAACCAACAGUGGCCCAGCAACGGAAAUGUCCCACCUGUUCUUCUACCACAAUUGAUGGCAAUUUUGUGCUAACGUAUGAUGUUAAAAGAGACACCAAAGCUGGAGAACUAGAGAUCUUUAAUGGCUAUUUCAUUCACUACUUUGCUCCUGAUAACCUGGAACCUCUGCCAAAAAACAUCCUCUUUGUUAUUGAUGUCAGCGGUUCAAUGUGGGGACUGAAGAUGAGGCAGACGGUUGAGGCCAUGAAGACCAUCCUGGAUGAUCUCCGCUCCAAUGACCAGUUUUCAGUCCUCGACUUCAACCAUAACGUGCGAUGCUGGAGGGACAGUUUGGUGCAAGCCUCCAAUGCGCAGACCGAAGCUGCUAAGAAGUACAUUGAAGGAAUCCAUCCCAAUGGAGGAACAAAUAUCAAUGAUGCUCUUCUCCGAGCAAUCUUUAUUUUGAAAGAAGCCAGUAAUAUGGGAAUGUUGGAUCCAAGCUCGACAUCCAUGAUUGUGCUGGUGUCAGAUGGAGAUCCAACUGUAGGAGAGUUGAAACUACCUACAAUUCAGAAGAAUGUGAAGAAGAAUAUUCAAGAUGACAUCUCUUUAUUCUGCCUUGGCAUUGGAUUUGAUGUGGAUUAUGAUUUCUUGAAGAGACUGGCACAAGAGAACAACGGGAUGGCGCACAGAGUUUUUGGAAACCAGGAAACCUCUUCUCAAAUGAGGAAAUUCUUCAACCAGGUCUCCACCCCACUUCUCAAAAAGCUGGAAUUCAACUACCCACAAGAAAUGGUGUCUGAUGUCACCCACAACAGCUUCCAGAACUAUUUUGGAGGGUCUGAGAUUGUGGUGGCAGGAAAAGUGGAUACCGCAAACACACAACAUUUGCAGAGUGUGAUCACAGCGACUGCCAGCAAUGCACAAUUAGUUUUGGAGACUCUGGCAGAUGUCGAAGGACUGGAUGACUUUCUGAACAAAGACAAGCAUGCUGAUCCCAAAUUCACGGAAAAGUUGUGGGCCUACAUAACCAUCAACCAACUCAUGGCUGAAAGAAACAUGGCUCCCACAGCUGCCCUGAAAAGGAACAUCACAAAGCAAAUCCUCCAGAUGUCCCUGGACCAUCACAUUGUGACCCCCUACACAGCAAUGCUGAUUGAGAGCCCCAAUGGAGACGAGCUGAUGCUGGCUGACUCUCCCCAGGACCGGAAGAGGGCCUGCUGUCCAGGUGCUUUAACCCUUGGUGCCACAAAGCCAGACAAUUCCAUCCCACCUUGGGCCACACCUACAUCCAAGGAUCCAUUAUCUCAAGUCAGGGGUCCAACUGCUGCAGCUGUCCAUCAGGGAUCCUUAGUUAUUGGCCAAGCACCAACUGAAAACCCCAUCCCAUCUUGGGUGAAGCCCACAUCGAAACCAGGGGGCCCAUUAGCUGUUGUUAUGGGUCCAACUAUUUCUGCUGUGCACGCAGGACCUUUACUUUUAGGGCAAGCCAACAAUUCCACUUCAUCCUUGAACAGAAAGAACCCAACUGACAGCAACAGGAUUCAUUCAGUGGAUAAUGACCCCCAUUUUAUUAUCAAUCUGCCAAGACAACAGAAGAACAUCUGCUUCAACAUAGAUUCUGAACCUGGUGCAAUUCUGAAUUUAAUUUCGGAUACACAGUCGGCAAUUGCCAUUAAUGGGCAGCUUGUUGGAGCCAAGAAAUCCCUCAAUAAUAAACUGCACACCUAUUUUGGCAAGAUUGGGUUCAAUUUUGAAAAGAAAGGCAUAAAGGUUGAAGUCAGCACCGAGGCCAUAACCUUGAAGGAUGGUUCCUCCAGCACUUCUUUUUCCUGGUCUGAUACAGGAAGCCUCAUUCGGAGGAGAGUGCUAGUCUCUGUGAACAGAGACAGCAAUGUCACUAUCACCGUUGACGGGGAGCUGUCCUUCAUGGUUAUACUACACCGAGUGUGGAAAAAGCAUCCCAUCAAUGUUGACUUCUUGGGAAUCUACAUCCCGCCUGCAAGUAACUUCUCAUCUGGUGUGCAUGGCCUGAUCGGUCAGUUUAUGAUUGAACCGGAUGUGCAGGUCUACAAUGAGAGGCCUGGCCAAGAGCCUGGGAAAUCACUAGCAACAAUGGAAGUCAAAGGCCAUAAGCUCACCGUUACCAGAGGUGUGCAAAAAGACUACAGAUUGAACCGAGUAUUUGGAACUGGUGUUCAUUGCUGGUUUGUGCACAAUAAUGGAAAGGGCUUCCUGGAUGGCAGCUACAGAGACUACCUUGUCCCCAGUUUGUACAGCUACUUGAAGCGUCUUUGAGGGGGUCGGGCCUAAAGGAAGAGCAGACGUGGCCCAUCUCUGAUCAGUUAAAGCUUUAUUCAUGCAGCUCCUAUAACGAGUCACUGGUGAACCAGUCUUUCAAGGUGAACAUCUUUUUCUAAGAGAAAAAGCCCAAGCAUGCAAAAUAUAGCCUACAGACCUUAUUGAGUCUGCUCCAAGUAUCAUCAAGCUGUUUUUCUCCUGGAAACAGCUCAUAAUAGGGGUGCUGGUAAAGAAGGCCACAAUCUUAGAAGGCAAGCAAAAAAACGUAUCUGCCAUUUAACAUUGAGCUGGACAUCAAGCCCAAGUAAGGUUAGCCAUUAAUAACAGGAAAUUGGUCUCUGUGACAAAUACAUUUUCAAACAUAAUUAAAAAUACCUCUUUGUGGA
Molecule: messenger RNA, 3502 nt
Organism: Anolis carolinensis (green anole)
Lineage: Eukaryota; Metazoa; Chordata; Lepidosauria; Squamata; Anolidae
Gene: itih2
Product: inter-alpha-trypsin inhibitor heavy chain 2
Exons: 23
Coding region: 72-3113 (1013 amino acids)
Biological process (GO): hyaluronan metabolic process
Molecular function (GO): serine-type endopeptidase inhibitor activity
Source: RefSeq, a predicted model, not a curated record